Messenger RNA from Penaeus indicus, 532 nucleotides. RefSeq names its product pre-mRNA-splicing factor RBM22-like. The record is from RefSeq and is a predicted model, not a curated record. Gene Ontology annotation, cellular component: Prp19 complex; U2-type catalytic step 1 spliceosome; U2-type catalytic step 2 spliceosome. Gene Ontology annotation, molecular function: pre-mRNA binding; U6 snRNA binding. The annotation marks the transcript as partial. NCBI's taxonomy places the organism in Eukaryota, Metazoa, Arthropoda, Malacostraca, Decapoda, Penaeidae. The transcript is spliced from 5 exons.
UGCGUAUAAAAACAAAUGCGUUAAAGAUGGCUAUGUCCAAGUCGACCAACACUUAUAAUCGACAAAACUGGGAAGAUUCGGAUUUUCCAAUCCUAUGCCAGACAUGCCUGGGCGACAAUCCUUAUGUGCGAAUGAUGAGGGACAGAUACGGCAAGGAGUGCAAGAUAUGCACACGACCCUUCACUGUCUUUAGAUGGUGUCCAGGAGCGAGAAUGAGAUUCAAGAAGACAGAGGUGUGCCAGACAUGUGCCAAAAUCAAGAAUGUAUGCCAGACCUGCCUUCUAGAUCUGGAGUAUGGGCUCCCCACUCAGGUUAGUAUAACAUUUAGAUUUAUUUUCAGAUAUCAAGGAAAUAUCUUGCUGGUUGCCACAUCCCACUAUAACACUAUCCCACUAGGGUAUAGGAACUCAUCAGCAUCAGCACUUGGAAGCCUUAUCCCUUUGAGCCAUUUUACAUCACCAAAAAUCUGGGCAUUAGCCUUGAGUGGCCUCUCUGCUGGGUGCCAGCUUGAAGGCUGGGUGCAUGUGAACAU